Molecule: messenger RNA, 3618 nt
Organism: Oncorhynchus gorbuscha (pink salmon)
Lineage: Eukaryota; Metazoa; Chordata; Actinopteri; Salmoniformes; Salmonidae
Product: neurobeachin-like
Biological process (GO): intracellular protein localization
Cellular component (GO): cytosol; membrane
Molecular function (GO): protein kinase binding
Source: RefSeq, a predicted model, not a curated record
CGGCACACUGUCAGUCAACACUGUGGGCACGCCCACCACCAGCGGCGCGGCCACACCAGGAAGCACACCAAACAUCUUCGCUGCUGCCACGGCAACGCCCAAGAGCAUGAUCAACACCACAGGUGCCACUGACUCUGCCUCUUCUUCCUCUUCUUCUUCCUCAUCCUUCGUCAACGGUGCGACCAGUAAGAACCUACCAGCCGUACAGACAGUGGCUCCCAUGACCGAAGAUACCGUUGAGAGCAUGAGUGUCUAUUGUGAGGUGGAGCAGUGUGAGCUGCGCAGUGGGUUGACUCCUCCUGAGCUCAAGCCCUUUAGCUCUCUGGCAGGCUUCCAGACAGCCCCCCGCGAUGCAGGACAGUGUCUUAGUAUCACCACUAAGUUGGAGCGUGCCCUGGAGAAGGGCCCCCUCCUGAGGGAGAUCUUUGUGGACUUUGCUCCGUUCCUCUCUAGGACCCUGUUGGGUAGCCACGGCCAGGAGCUGCUCAUUGAAGGUACAGGUCUGGUCUGUAUGAAGUCCAGUACUUCAGUAGUGGAGCUGGUCAUGCUGCUCUGUUCUCAGGAGUGGCAGAACUCUAUCCAGAAGAACGCUGGGCUGGCCUUCAUAGAGCUCAUAAAUGAGGGAAGAUUGCUGUGCCAUGCUAUGAAGGACCACAUUGUGCGUGUGGCCAACGAAGCAGAGUUUAUCCUCAACAGACAGAGAGCUGAAGAUGUACACAAACACGCUGAGUUUGAGUCUAACUGUGCCCAGUACGCUGCUGACAGGAGGGAGGAGGAGAGGAUGUGUGAUCACCUGAUCAGCGCUGCCAAGCACAGGGACCAUGUGACCGCCAACCAAUUGAAACAGAAGAUACUCAACAUCCUGACCAAUAAGCACGGGGCGUGGGGCACGAUGUCACAGAGCCAAUUACAUGACUUCUGGCGUCUGGAUUACUGGGAGGAUGACCUGAGGAGGAGGCGGAGAUUCGUACGGAACCCCUUUGGCUCCACCCACCCUGACGUGUCACUCAAAGCCCUGGAGGACUAUGGUACUGAGGAGGAGGAAGAGGAGGGGCUAAAGUCUAAGAAGACGUUCCGCAGCCAGUCAGUGGUCAGUCAGAACCCGGAGGCGGAGCUUAUGCUGGAAGGAGAUGAUGACGCUGUCAGUCUGCUGCAGGAGAAAGAGAUGGACAACCUGGCAGGCCCUGUGGUGCUCAGUACUCCAGCCCAGCUGGUUUCUCCAGUAGUGGUGGUCCACGGGACUCUCUCCAUCACCACCACAGAGAUCUACUUUGAGGUGGACGAGGACGACCCGGCCUUCAAGAAGAUCCACACCAAGGUCCUGACCUACUCCGAGGGUCUACAUGGCAAGUGGAUGUUCAGUGAGAUCAGAGCUGUCUUCUCCAGAAGAUACCUGCUCCAGAACACUGGUCUAGAGGUCUUCAUGGCCAACCGCACGUCUGUGAUGUUCAUUCCCGACCAGGCUACAGUGAAGAGGGUAGUCUACAGUCUACCCAGGGUGGGAGUAGGAACCAGCUACGGACUGCCUCAGGCCAGGCGUAUCUCCUUGGCGACGCCUCGUCAGCUGUUUAAGUCGUCCAACAUGACCCAACGCUGGCAGAGGAGGGAGAUCUCCAACUUCGAGUAUCUCAUGUUCCUCAACACCAUCGCAGGGAGGACCUACAAUGAUCUGAACCAGUACCCAGUGUUUCCUUGGGUUCUCACUAACUAUGAGUCAGAGGAGCUGGACCUCACUCUGCCCGGCAACUUCAGAGACCUAUCGAAGCCAAUCGGAGCGUUGAACCCGAAGCGAGCUGUGUUUUAUGCAGAACGCUAUGAUACCUGGGAGGAGGACGGAACGCCUCCACAUCACUACGGCUCCCUCUACUCUACCGCUAACACCACACUGCUAUGGAUGCUGCGGAUAGAGCCCUUCACCACCUUCUUCCUGAAUGCCAAUGAGAACCAGUUUGACCACCCUGACAGAGCCUUCUCUGGCAUCGCACGGGCAUGGAGGGACUGCCAACGAGACACCGCUGACGUCAAGGAGUUGAUCCCAGAGUUCUACUACCUCCCAGAGAUGUUUGUUAACAGUAGUGGUUUUGAGCUGGGACAGAGAGAGGACGGGACUCCUGUGUCUGAUAUAGAACUGCCAGCCUGGGCCAAGAAACCUGAGGACUUCGUACGCAUCAACCGCAUGGCGUUGGAGAGUGAGUUUGUGUCGUGCCAGCUGCACCAGUGGAUAGAUCUGAUAUUUGGUUAUAAGCAGCGAGGGCCGGAGGCUGUACGAGCUCUCAAUGUCUUCCAUUUCCUGUCCUACGAGGGCUCUGUCACUUUGGAUUCCAUCACCGACCCCGCACAGCGGGAGUUGAUGGAGACCCAGAUCCAGACAUGUGGUCAGACUCCAUCCCAGCUGCUGAUCGAGCCACACCCCCCUCGCUCCUCUGCCAUGCACCUGUGUUUUCUUCCUCAGAGUCCUCUGAUGUUUAAGGACCAGAUGCAGCAGGAUGUGAUCAUGGUGCUGAAGUUCCCCUCCAACUCCCCUGUGACCCACGUAGCAGCCAACACCCUGCCCCACCUUUCUGUCCCUGCUGCUGUCACCGUCACCUGCAGCAGAUUGUUCGCUGUCAACCGUUGGCACAACACCGUCGGUCUGCGGGGCGCUCCAGGUUACUCCCUAGAACAGGCUCAUCACCUGCCCAUAGAGAUGGACCCUCUCAUUGCCAACAACUCAGGUGUGAGUAAGCGUCAGAUCACAGACCUGGUGGACCAGAGCAUCCAGAUCAACACACACUGCUUCGUGGUUACCGCCGACAACCGCUACAUCCUGGUCUGUGGCUUCUGGGACAAGAGCUUCAGAGUCUACUCUACCGAGACAGGUAAGCUGACCCAGAUAGUGUUUGGCCACUGGGACGUGGUGACGUGCCUGGCCCGGUCAGAGAGCUACAUCGGGGGGGACUGUUACAUUGUGUCGGGGUCCAGAGACGCUACCCUGCUGCUGUGGUACUGGAGCGGACGCCAUCACAUCAUUGGAGACAACCCCAACAACAGUGACUACCCUGCUCCUAGAGCUGUGCUGACGGGUCACGACCAUGAGGUGGUGUGUGUGUCAGUCUGCGCUGAGCUGGGACUGGUCAUCAGUGGGGCCAAAGAGGGUCCAUGUCUGGUCCAUACUAUAACAGGGGAUCUGCUGCGGGCCCUGGAGGGCCCAGAGUUGUGCCUGAGGCCCCGCCUCAUCUCUGUGUCCAGCGAGGGCCACUGUAUCAUCUGUUAUGAGAGAGGACGCUUCUGUAACUUCAGCAUCAACGGGAAACUACUGGCUCAGAUGGAGGUCAACGACUCCACACGGGCCAUCCUGUUGAGUAGUGACGGUCAGAACCUGGUGACAGGAGGAGACAACGGGGUGGUGGAGGUGUGGCAGGCCUGUGACUUCAAACAGCUCUACAUCUACCCAGGCUGUGACGCUGGCAUCCGCGCCAUGGACCUCUCUCACGACCAGAGGACUCUGAUCACUGGCAUGGCGUCUGGCAGCAUCGUAGCUUUCAACAUCGACUUCAACCGCUGGCACUACGAACACCAGAACAGGUACUGAGGAGAGGAGGAGGAUGAAGAGGAGGAGGAAGAGGAGGAGAGGAGGAU